Molecule: messenger RNA, 1976 nt
Organism: Pararge aegeria (speckled wood butterfly)
Lineage: Eukaryota; Metazoa; Arthropoda; Insecta; Lepidoptera; Nymphalidae
Gene: IIM1
Product: mucin-2-like
Exons: 5
Cellular component (GO): extracellular region
Molecular function (GO): chitin binding
Source: RefSeq, a predicted model, not a curated record
AUUACAGCUUGCACGGUGUUUCUGGCCCUCAUCGCAACGACCGUCGCGUCGUCCUGGCCUGAUGAUGUGUGUCCCCCGGAACAGGGAGAAGACUGGACAAUAGAAAAACUGUUGCGUCAUGACGAUUGCGAUAAGUUCUACAUGUGUACAUUGGGAAAACCAGUUGAGCGUAGAUGUCCUUCUGGGCUUUGGUUCUGCUUGGCAGCCAUGAGAUGCGAAUGGCCUCAUUUGGUAGACUGUGAAGACCGAAAUGUACCUACAACAACUGUUGCUGGUGCAACGUCAACAACACCAGUUCCAACGACCACAACAACCACGACUACCACACCGGCCCCGACUACAACAACAACUACCACAACAACACCGGCUCCUACAACGACAACAACCACAACAACUACACCUGCACCAACUACGACAACGCCUACAACGACGACAACUACUACGCCGGUACCAACGACAACCACUACGACCACGACUACACCGAGGCCUACAACAACGACCACGACUACACCGAGGCCAACAACAACGACCACGACUACACCGAGGCCGACAACAACUACCACGACUACACCUAGGCCGACAACAACCACCACGACUACACCAAGGCCAACAACCACAACUACGACUACACCAAGACCAACAACUACAACAACUACGACGACUACUACAACACCGGCACCAACGACAACAACGUCAACAACAACGGCCAAACCCGAUUUCAGACCAAAUGGAUGCCCAGUUGAUCUUUUUAUUCAUUGGUUACUUCCACAUGAAACUGACUGCACUUUGUUCUACUAUUGCGUUUGGGGCGAAAAAGUUCUACGUAGCUGUCCAAGUAGCCUACAUUUCAAUACUGUACUUCAGGUAUGUGAUUGGCCCAGAGAUGCCGGAUACCCUUACCCAAUGCAGUUCUCACUAUACGGAAUCGUCAUUAGAUUGUUAUAUGGAGGGUGCGGCUGCUGCCAGUGCCGAGCAGGCCAAGAGACCAACGCCUUAAAUAAUCACUGUUUUUCAGUUGUCACAGUGCUUUUGGCUCUAAUUGCUUCAACAGUCGCCUCGUCUUGGUAUGAGGAUGUGUGUCCUCCGGAACAGGAACACGACUGGACAAUAGAAAAACUGUUACGUCAUGAGGAUUGCAACAAGUUCUACAAGUGCACAUUCGGGCAGCCAGUAGAGCAGGAUUGCCCUGCUGGACUAUGGUUUUGUUUGAAAAAUUGGCGUUGCGAAUGGCCACAUUUGGUUGAUUGUGAAGAUAGGAACGUGCCUGAAGAAACAACUACCACACUAGAGCCGACAGAAACUACGACCACCCCACAACCGACAACGACGACAACAACCACCCCUGAACCAACAACAACGACAACAACAACAACUACUACUACUACCGAACCACCGACAACGACAACCACCACUGAAGCAACGACAACAACAACAACUCCAGAGCCAACAACAACAACUACCACUCCAGAACCAACAACAACAGCUGUACCCGGUUUCAGACCAAAUGGAUGUCCAGAAGAUGUAUUCGAACAUUGGUUACUUCCCCAUGAAACGGAAUGCAACUUGUUCUACUAUUGUGUUUGGGGUAAAAGGGUGCUAAGAAGAUGUCCCAGUAACCUUCACUUCAAUAGAGUAAUUCAGGUGUGCGACUGGCCCGGAGAUGCUGGUUGCCAAAGCAUAACUUCGCCAUAAGACGACGUACGCCUACCAAAGAGUUCUGCUGCCCUAGUAUAAGAUUUCAAGUUAAAGAACGGAACUGGUGGUGUUACUUUAGAGAGUGGCAUAAACCGGGUUCGGUUACAGUAUGCGACGGUGCAAAUAGAAAUAUUUUUUUUUACAUUUUUGAUGAUUUAAAAGAUCGACGGGUAACAAUAAAUACAUUUUAUUAAAUUGUCUUUCCAUACACUGUGGCGGAAAUAUCAGUAUAAAUCAGUAAUAAUAAAAAAAAAUUACAUAAACAGAAAUAAUCAUUAAGA